CAGGACGGACUCUGCCCGGUGACGCAGGGGCAGCCAUGCAGCAGGGCUGGGGCACCCUGGCCACUUCCCCCUGGACCCGCAGCCACCUGCAGCCCCUCGUCACCGCUGUCCCCAGGGAUGGCGCUGCCCGGCCGGCCCCAGCCGCUGACCCGUGCGGUGGCACCGGCCCUGCCACGCAGCCCAGCUGCCCGUCAGGCUGCCCACCGGGCCGUGCUUCCUGCUGGGCAAUGAUCACCCCGGGGUGGCAGCGGGCGCUGGGCUCCCCCUGCUCGGGGCACACGUGUGGGGCUGCGUGUGCACAGACACGGCUCAGCCCUGCCUGUGCCACCCGGCUGGGGGGACCCUGCAGGACCUCCUGGGCACCUCCUGGGACCCUGCAGGACCCCCUGAGCUGCCACCACUCGGCUGUGGGUGGUCCUGGUGGGAGCUGGUUCAGUGCCAGUGCCCACGUGUGGCCCCUGCUGGGGCUGGUGCUGGUCUCACCCAGGGCAGGCCCCAGGCCAGUUCAGAGCUGGAGAGGCACUGAGCCUCGCUGGAGUGCCAGCCCAGUGCCAGCAGCUCCGUGCCCGCCUGUUGCUGUGCCUGGCACAGGCUGGUCACGCUGGUCACACAGCUGUGCCACAUGUGGGCCAGACCCACACCCAUGCCAAACCAGUCAGCCCAAUGUCGGGCUGGGCUGUGCCAGGGCCAGGCUGGGCCGUGCCAUUCUCGUGCCAGUGCUGUGCCAGUGCCGAUGCCGGACCGGGCCGGGCCAUGCCAUACCGGUGCCGGUACCGGGCUGGGCCGGGCCACGUGGAGUGGGUGCUGGUACCGGCGUCGGGUUGGGCCGGGCCAUGCGGUGCCGGUGCUGUACCAUGCCGUAUGGGUACGGGAGCCGGUACCGGUGCCGGUGCCGGGCCGGGCCAUGUGCUGCGGGUGCCGUACCAUGCCGCACGGGUACCGGUACCGGUGUGGGUGCCCGUUCCGGUACCGUGCCGCACCAUGCCGCACGGGUGCCGGUGCCGGUGCCGCACCAUGCCGCACGGGUGCCGGUGCCCGUUCCGGUGCCCGUUCCGGUGCCGGUGCCGUCGCUCCGCCCGGCGCGCACCGGGCGCGCACGUGGUUCUGCUUCCCCUUCAGCGCGGCGGAUGAGGAGCGGCGCGGACCAUGGCGCGGCGGCCGGCCCCCAGCCCCUGCCACCCGCGGGCCCCUAG
This is a messenger RNA of Passer montanus (Eurasian tree sparrow), 1193 nucleotides long. RefSeq names its product transcription initiation factor TFIID subunit 4-like. The transcript is spliced from 3 exons. Bases 36 to 1193 code for a protein of 385 amino acids. Lineage: Eukaryota; Metazoa; Chordata; Aves; Passeriformes; Passeridae. The record is from RefSeq and is a predicted model, not a curated record.